AUGGAAGGUAACCAGAUAGGCAUUGACGAUUACGAGGAAGGACACGGCAUAGUCAUCGUCUUCACAAAAUUUCUCAUCUUCCUCGCUGGAAUCUCGGCAAUCGCAGUCAACUUGACGGCUCAUUUCGAAUUCGGUGAAUACACGCAACUGUUUCCUGAGUUCAAGAAUGCCGAACUGACGGGCGAGUUGGCCACAUUCAGCGGCAUUAUGGCUUUCAUCAGCAUCUACGGCUCUCUGCUGUAUUAUAUUGAGGAUCAGCCCGAUUACAGACAGUCGACGACCAUUGCUCUUCAAACUUUUCUAAUCUGGGAUAUUUCGCUCUCGUUGAUAUUAUUUGCGUUCACGUUCGUCGUCUUUUACUGCUACAUGACGGUUGACUACAUCUUUGACGAUGGAUUUUUCCAAGUGAUGGCUGAUUAUCAGAACAAACCAGAACUGGCGAGCCUCAUCAACUCCAUCCAGGAGACAUACGCCUGCUGUGGGAACCUCAACUACACGGAAUGGUUCUACGUGCAGUGGACGACCGAAAUAACUGCAGAAAUUAUCGCCAUUCCGGAGAGUUGCUGCAACAAAGUUUAUGCCGAAUUUGUGAAUAUAACCUGCGAGUGGAAAACAUCUUACAGCCAUAUCUACAAACUGAUCCCAUACAAGAUCGGCUGCCUGGACGUCAUUAAAUGGUGGUACGCCUUCUACUUCCUCAUCACCACAUCUCUCUUCAUCUUGGCUUUUCUAUGUCAGGCAACCAUGUUCAAGGGAAAGAGACGCACGUACUCGACGAUGGAAAAAAAGAGGCUCAUUUUCCAGCAGGGUGCCAUGUUCCAAGCUGCCAUGGAGGGCGGACAAGGGCAAGAAUUGAUAAACGACAUUUAA
Messenger RNA from Helobdella robusta, 870 nucleotides. RefSeq lists its product as hypothetical. The coding region runs from base 1 to 870 and encodes 289 amino acids. Gene Ontology annotation, cellular component: membrane. The transcript has 4 exons. Lineage: Eukaryota; Metazoa; Annelida; Clitellata; Rhynchobdellida; Glossiphoniidae. The record is from RefSeq and is a predicted model, not a curated record.